UUCCCUUGUCGCCCAGUUUUAAUCCGACAACCCUAGAUACACAGCCAAGAUGUCUGCGAGAGGACGCGGUGGUGCCUCCGGCAACAAGCUCAAGAUGACCCUCGGUCUGCCUUGCGGCGCCGUUCUCAACUGCUGCGACAACUCCGGUGCUCGCAACCUGUACAUCAUCUCCGUCAAGGGUAUCGGUGCUCGCCUGAACCGUCUCCCCGCUGCCGGUGUCGGUGACAUGGUCAUGGCCACCGUCAAGAAGGGAAAGCCUGAGCUCCGUAAGAAGGUCAUGCCCGCUGUUGUUGUCCGUCAGAGCAAGCCCUGGAGACGCCCCGACGGUAUCUACCUCUACUUCGAGGACAACGCUGGUGUUAUCGUCAACGCCAAGGGUGAGAUGAAGGGUUCCGCUAUCACCGGUCCCGUUGGUAAGGAGGCUGCUGAGCUUUGGCCUCGUAUUGCCUCCAACUCCGGUGUUGUCAUGUAAAAUGUGUUAAACCUGGAAUUUGGAGCAAGAAAAAAAAAGCGAUACCAAGGGCUUCUAGAACAAAGGGG
Aspergillus vadensis CBS 113365 is the source of this 540-nucleotide messenger RNA. Its product is annotated as 60S ribosomal protein uL14. Lineage: Eukaryota; Fungi; Ascomycota; Eurotiomycetes; Eurotiales; Aspergillaceae. The coding region runs from base 50 to 472 and encodes 140 amino acids. The transcript has 5 exons. Gene Ontology annotation, molecular function: structural constituent of ribosome; large ribosomal subunit rRNA binding. Gene Ontology annotation, cellular component: ribosome; cytosolic large ribosomal subunit. Gene Ontology annotation, biological process: translation. The record is from RefSeq and is a predicted model, not a curated record.